UUAAUGCUUUCCAAUGAACCGGGUUUAAAAGGCUCUAAAAACACAUUCUCCUCCCACUGAACGCUGUGAGCGCUGGAAGAUAAACUAAAAAAAAAAAACAUUGCACGAUGCAAAAAAUUAGAUGGCGUGCGCGUUCGCGGCGCUCCAGCGCUGCGGCAGUUGCCAGGGGAGAUAGAAGGGGAGGGGUUGUGAUUGGCUGAAGUGGACCUGUUGCCAUGACGACGGCGAGGGGUUUGGUAGCGUUGCCGUGCGCUGUGUGAUCUGCGCGCUGCGUGUAUGGAGGAAGCAGCUGCUGAUCUGAUCUCUGACAUUGUGUGAGACAGACAUCUGAAUUAAACUCUGCUUUUACACACACCGCUCCAGGGUAGCGACGUGCAUGAUUACCUAUUUGGUUUAAUGGGUCCAAUCAUUGGGAUGUCACCAGAUAAGAAAACGGAAAUUCCGGGUAUGCAAGAAGAGCGGACGGGACUCAGAGGUGUCUGCGGUGUGGGGACCCUGCCCGAGGCAGAGUGCGCAUCCAGUCCACUGGCGACGAGCGUGGAUCGCGCUUCAGGUGCAGAGGAUGAGGAGCUCACCAACCUCAACUGGCUUCAUGAGAAUCUGCUCCAGAACUUCACUCUCGGGGGCCCAGAAGCUCAGACAAGUGGUAGCCCCCUUUUUGACAUUGAAGGAGACUACAAACAAAACCAGGGUCCUUCAUCGUCCUCGUCAUCUUUGUCACAAAACAGGGGCCGUGAGAGGGACUCGCUGAAAUCUAAGCCUCCUUUUUCAUUUUCCCUCCUCAUCUACAUGGCUAUCGAGCAGUCUCCCAGCAAGUCUCUGCCCGUUAAAGAAAUCUACGGGUGGAUUCUGGAGCACUUCCCUUACUUCUCCAAUGCUCCCACAGGCUGGAAGAACUCCGUUCGUCACAACUUGUCUCUAAAUAAAUGCUUCCGCAAGGUCGACAAGAGUUUGGGAAAGGCCAAUGGGAAAGGUUCCCUCUGGUGUGUUGACCCUGAGUAUCGCCCCAACCUAAUCCAAGCUCUUAAGAAGCAGCACUUCCCAGCCGCACAUGCCUUCUGCACGCCACCCGCCUCCCCGCCCAGUGCCUCUUCGCCUCCUCGACAUCUCUUUCUACAAGGCUGCUCAUUCAAAGAGUCUGACAUUGAUGCUGCCACUGCCAUGAUGCUCUUAAACUCUGCCCCUGGGCACCACGUUGACCCAUGUAAGAGAAUCCACACUCAUACUUUUUGGUUUUUGAUCUCCUGCCUCUUUCAUACCACCCUGUCAUUGCUUUCUUUUUAUGUUGCUUCUUUGGUCGGUUUAUGUGCUUUUAUAUGUCUGUAUCUGUUUAAACAAGUUUCUGGUUCUCACUCUGGGAAUAACUGACAAAUGUGACUUUCAUAAGAAUAUUUUGACAUCAGAAGUUGAUCAGCACACACAAUGUCAACUUUUACAAACCAAUGUUUAUUUAAAUAUUCUCUAGAUCAGUGGUUUCCAGUCCUGGUCCUCAUGAUCUCCUCUCCUUCCAUUAGAGGUUUCGCUGCAUCCAAUGAAUGAAUUACCUCCUCAACAUUACGUUAAGAGCUUUGCAAUUAAACAUAUAGUAAUAAUAAUAAUGAUGCAUUUUAUUUAUCAGCGCCUUUCAAAACACCCAAGGACACUUAACAACAUAAAAACACAAAUAAUUAAAUAGUAAGGAAAUGGCUACAAUGACACAAAACCACAAAAUAGCUACACAGUUAAAGUGAGAAGGCUAACUUGAACAGAUGAGUUUUGAGUUGUGCUUCAAAGGUUAGAAGAGAGUCAAUAUUACGGGUAUCGGGGGAAGAGCGUUCCAUAGUUGGGGAGUAGAGUAGCCUAGAGAAGGCUCUUUUCCACCGUGGUGAAGAGGCUGACAAGAGGCACACUGUGGUGGAUGGAAGAGGAAGAACGAAGGGAACGUGGAUGGGUGGUGAUGUGCAGAAGAUCAGACAUAUAGGGAGAGGGAAGGUUGUGGAUUGCCUUCAAUGUAAACAACAGGAUUUUAAAUUUAAUUCUGAAUGAAACGGGAAGCCAGUAAAGUUGUUGUGAAAUUGGAGUGAAAUGAAGCAGUUUUGGUGAUGAUGCGAGCAGCAGAGUUUUGAACCCGUUUUUAUUGAAGUUAGGUGUGUGGAGGCAAAGAAACACCUAAAACAUGCAGGUCUUGAGGAUCAGGAUGUUUAAAUAAUGUUUAUAUUUUUUGCACAGUUUUGGCUUAAUUACUAGUAUACUGUUCUUUCAGCAUCUGACCUUUUUCUGAGUCUGUUUAUUCCAGCUAGCGAUUAAUCGAGCACUAAAUUAGUUUCAAUAAUUGAUUAGUCACAAUUAAUUUGAUUAAUGGUUUCCAACUUGGUCUUCCUCUUUGAUUCAGGACAAACCUGACAUCUGCUUUAUACUCUGACCAUAAAGUACACAUUCA
Gambusia affinis (western mosquitofish) is the source of this 2419-nucleotide messenger RNA. RefSeq names its product forkhead box N2a (gene foxn2a). The record is from RefSeq and is a predicted model, not a curated record. Gene Ontology annotation, molecular function: cis-regulatory region sequence-specific DNA binding; DNA-binding transcription factor activity. Gene Ontology annotation, cellular component: nucleus. Bases 397 to 1368 code for a protein of 323 amino acids. NCBI's taxonomy places the organism in Eukaryota, Metazoa, Chordata, Actinopteri, Cyprinodontiformes, Poeciliidae. The transcript has 5 exons. Gene Ontology annotation, biological process: regulation of DNA-templated transcription.